CGCACUGAACUCAGACCAUCUGAGAUUCUUCCAACUACAUCUUUUGCGACGAGCGCCUCAACAUUUCUAACUCUAGCCCGGGCAAAUGUCCCAGUCUACCAUUUUCUUAAUUCGCUUUCAAUCUUCAAUUCCACGCAACCAACAUGGGAAUUUGCGCUUCCUGCCUCGGCAGCCGACGCCGCGAUUCAUACGAAGAAGAUGACGUAUCCCGACUACUUUUCGAUGACCCGAACAAUCUUCAAUACGGAAGUUUUGGCGAACAUAAUUUAAAUACCCAAGCCGAUCCGCUCGAGUCGCAACGAGAAGUCGAAGCCUUGCAAAGAGUAGUAGCGCGCACCUCUAAUAAUCUUGUUGACGUCUUCGAAAUCACCCCACAAGAAUCGCAAAGAACUCAACCCACACUCUUCUCGGGACAAGAGGCUCGUCUAGCUCGCUACCAGAAUAUACUAUCAAAUCUCUCUCCAGAGGGAACCGCUACAUCUAUAGAUGGUGGCCCCGGCGCGGUGGAAUGGUUGUUAAAUGAGGAUGAUUCUGUCGAAUUGCAAGGCAAAGCUCCGAGCAUCAAGGACGAAGCGGGGGGACCUCUUGUAGGAACGUUCGCAGAUAUAACUUCGAUCAGGGCAUAAAAGGAAAGAUACCUGGAUGGAUGAAUGACGCAACCUAUUUUGGUGGGAAAAAAUUGUAUGGUUCGGCUCCAGUCAACUAAUGAUGAAAUACAAACUGGUCUGGAGCCAAACCGACUUGAGGAUGAUUUUUCACGGAUGGCUCAAAAGUAGGGGGCGGGUCUCGUUCUAGUCCAAUCUUGGAUUGCGUAGCGGAGACCCAGAUCCAUUUACCAAAUUAAGUUGACGAAUCCAUCCUCUGUCCACUUACCAACCUCUCACGAGCACUAUUGCAGCCAAUCAGAUACCAGUUUCUGGGUCUUUAGAGGAGCCAAUCCAUUAAAUAUUAGCCACGUGCCUAAGUGUGACCCGGUUCUUCAUAAUAGUAUGCGGGUUCGCUAUAAGAGUCCCGCCUGUUUGGUACGCCACUGUAUAGAUAUUUCAUAAUAUCAAAUCGAUUUUCGUCC
Molecule: messenger RNA, 1069 nt
Organism: Hypoxylon trugodes
Lineage: Eukaryota; Fungi; Ascomycota; Sordariomycetes; Xylariales; Hypoxylaceae
Product: late endosomal/lysosomal adaptor and MAPK and MTOR activator-domain-containing protein
Exons: 4
Coding region: 144-626 (160 amino acids)
Biological process (GO): positive regulation of MAPK cascade; cholesterol homeostasis; positive regulation of TOR signaling
Cellular component (GO): Ragulator complex; late endosome membrane; membrane raft
Source: RefSeq, a predicted model, not a curated record